AUGGUUGUGAAAUUGGGAGGAGCAUUCUGCAACAUCCGGGAGAUAAAUACUUCGGCUGAGCUGCAGCGGUACUUCAAUGAUUUUACGAUAUAUAAUGUGGCGGUUGACUUUACAGACCCCGACCACCCUCAGGUGUACAUGCACCAUACGCCGGGCGAGCUAUGUCACGCGUUAAUUCAAAUGCUGCCGACCUUGAGCGAGCAGGCCCGGAUAUAUCUUCAUGAUUAUAGUGAAUUUGAGCUGAAUGAGAUGGUCCGGGAUGAGAAUACAGCGCAGGUCCAGCUUGACAUCAUGCGAUUGAGAGCCAAGAUACUAGGAUUGAUCAAGGAUGACAAAAAAUAG
Gregarina niphandrodes is the source of this 342-nucleotide messenger RNA. RefSeq lists its product as hypothetical. The record is from RefSeq and is a predicted model, not a curated record. NCBI's taxonomy places the organism in Eukaryota, Apicomplexa, Conoidasida, Eugregarinorida, Gregarinidae. Bases 1 to 342 code for a protein of 113 amino acids. The transcript has a single exon.